GUAAAAAAGUAUGCCAAACGGGAUUUAUUAACGAUAUUGGUGCUUACGAUGCUGUCAUGGCGACUGCUCAUGAAAUCGGUCAUUUAUUAGGAAUAAAUCAUGACGAAAAAAAUGACGGUAAGUGUGGCUUCGACGAUGGCUACAUCAUGGCUCCGAUAUUGAAUUCCAAAAAGACAUCAUGGAGCUGGUCACCUUGUUCGCAUUCGGAUUUAGACAAUUUUAUCAGCAUGGAAAAUAAGACCUGUUUGUACAACAAACCCAGAAGCCAUGGAGUAUUACCAAGACUACUGCCCGGAAAAAUAUUAGACGGCGAUGAACAGUGCAAAAGAUCGGGAUUCCUCAAAGCAAUACUUGAUAAAAAAAUGUGUCUUAAAUUAAAGUGCCUUAUGGAUAGUGGUAAAAUUGAAGUUCAUAAUAUUUCUUCAGAGAGUGCUGCUGACGGGACUACUUGUGACGAUGGAAAAAUUUGUCUUCGUGGAAUUUGUCGACCGGAAAGAUCUGUGAAUUAAUAUUAUCACGGUCGUAAUAAUUUAAACAAAGGAAUACGUUAUAUAGAGGAGUUGAGCUUCUUUUUGAUUAGGUUUAUGGUAUUGGCAGUAAUAGCUGGCUUUUGCUGUCAAUUUUACGGUUCUUUCUUGUAGAAAAAUUUUUAUAUUGCAAUUUAAAAUACUGUAAUAAUUAUAUCAUUAUGUAAUUUUUUAGUUUUACGAACAGAUACUUCAAUAAA
Messenger RNA from Cotesia glomerata, 727 nucleotides. RefSeq names its product A disintegrin and metalloproteinase with thrombospondin motifs 5-like. The record is from RefSeq and is a predicted model, not a curated record. The transcript has 4 exons. NCBI's taxonomy places the organism in Eukaryota, Metazoa, Arthropoda, Insecta, Hymenoptera, Braconidae. Gene Ontology annotation, biological process: proteolysis. The coding region runs from base 57 to 509 and encodes 150 amino acids. Gene Ontology annotation, molecular function: metalloendopeptidase activity.